Messenger RNA from Plutella xylostella (diamondback moth), 2071 nucleotides. RefSeq names its product NCK-interacting protein with SH3 domain. Lineage: Eukaryota; Metazoa; Arthropoda; Insecta; Lepidoptera; Plutellidae. The record is from RefSeq and is a predicted model, not a curated record. Gene Ontology annotation, molecular function: protein binding; Arp2/3 complex binding. Gene Ontology annotation, biological process: endocytosis.
CCAGCUGUCACAUGUGUCUUGUCCUGUGUCAAAGUCAAAAUGUAUCGAUUUGUUUGUUGAUGAAAAUUGUUCACGGAAGUUCAUAUUUCUCCUGCUUCAAAUUAAAUGUUUACAAAACGACAGUGAAGGCUUCCGAAAACUAGUUGUUUUUCAGUUAGUUACAGCCAUGGCGGACCAGCCUGGGUCUCCGGAUGAACUGGAGAUGCUGAAGGCGUUGUACGACUUCGAGGCGACACUCUCGAAGACCUUGAGCUUCACCGAGGGCGAGUUUUUCUUCCUGCAGCAGACCAAUAGCAAGCAGAGGAACUGGUGGCAUGUCGUCAAUAGGAAGGGCCAAAUGGGGUUCGUGCCGUCUAAUUACGUGGUGGCAGUCAAGGUGGAACCAGACUUUGCCAUGUCAUUCCUUAACAACUGCAUCAAGAGCUUAAAUGAUGAUAAUGUUAUAUCGUCACACAAGCAAGAGCUGCUGGCUCGGCUGACGGAGAAGAGGAAAAUUAUUCAAUUGUCCCUGAAGCCUCCAUCGAAGAAGCCCCCGGCUCCCAAGCCCCCGCCCCGGCUGGAUGACCAUACUCCCCCUAAUGGGGUCUCUCCGUCAUUUGACUUGAGGCCCGUGGUGUCUCAACAGCAUGUAACUGAAGAGCUUGAUCAAUCUCCAACAACUGCUAACAAUAAUCUUCAGAAUGAGAUAAACCGAAGAGAGAGCCUGGCUACAGUGGCCUCACAGCAGCUGUCUUCAGACGCGGAGACCCAGGACGACAGUCAGGACAGCAGCGACGGCAUCAGGCCCAACGCCAUCUACGAGAUUGUGCAGUCUGUGCGCAAGGAGACACAGCUCAGCCAUGAAAUGUCCAAAGUUGCUGUGGAGACGGUGCUUACAUCUUUGAGGGAAUUCCUGCCAGGCGGCGCGGCGCGUUCAAUAAUCGACGCCCUCCUCCGCGAAGCCAACAGUAACUUCACGUGUCCCAAGAACGCUAUAGACGCGGCUCCGGACGCGGUCCGUAUGAUCACGUCGCUGAACGCGUUGUCUAAGGCGGCGAAUGACGCGCAGCAGCGAGGCUGGGCGCUGCACGACGAUGCCCAUGAUAUACAGACGCAGCUGUUGGAGCUUAUCUCUGUUAUGUCGAACGCGGACGUGAACAUCUCGCAGCACGUGCUGAGCUCGCACCGCUACGGCUACGUGACCACGCUGGUGCAGUACUACCAGCAGGAGACGCGCUGGCCGCUGAGACAGCUUCUGUUGCAGGCAUUCGGCGUGAUGUGCGGCCUAGAGCGCGUGGCGCUGGCCACUCUCGCUUUAUCUCAGCUGCCGGCGGAGAUCGCGCGGGACAUGCGCGACAACCCGCGCGCCGUGGGGCGCCUCUCGCACUGCGCACUGUUGUUGUCCAUGCUGCUGUCUAUGGCCGACCCGCUGCCUGUCACGCACUUCGAGAUCCUAGGCGUGGAGUUCGCCCAGUUCCUCCUACAACUGGUGGAAAACCCUCCAGACACGGAUGUGGAUGAACAAAUACCGGACCUCUUCCUCACGUUGUUGCUAGCUUAUAACCUGCAGUUUGAAGGCGCAGAGAAUCUGCUGUUGGAUGCGUUGGAGCGGCAGGACCAGGCCAAGACCUUCUGUGAGAAAGUGCUGCUGUUGCUUAACAGAGAAGAGGACCCGGUCCGCAUCUUCGACCACGAGCCCGAACCCCCGCACUCGGUUCUCAAGCUCGUGACCGACGUGUUCUCGCGCAAGAAGACCGCCGACCACUUCUACACUAAUGAUGUGAAGGUGGCGAUUGAUAUUGUUGUGAGGCAGCUGGCUGACCUGUCGGCUGGGGAUGAGCGCCGCCAAGACUACCUCAAAAUCUUACAAGGCGUGAUCCGCAACACUCCCUACGGCUCCCACCUGCACCGGCGCGACGACGUGUUGCGUUGCUUCGCGCGGAUCUUCUGCGAGGAGGGCGCCGCGAGCCGCCGCGACCAGGCUCUAGUUAGGGCUGUCUCUAACGAGUUUCCCAUGUAUUUUAAGGCUUGAGGGGUCUGUGGUAUGAUCGGAAAGCCUAAUUAACGCUGUUUGAUGGUCUAAGCAAGAGUU